AUGUCUAAACCUGAGAUGAUCUAUCGCCGUCUGGGCAAUUCCGGCCUCCAUGUGUCCGUGAUCAGUCUGGGAGGAUGGAUUACGUUCGGCGGUGAUGUCGCUGAAGAGGGCACCGAGGCCUGCAUGCGCCAGGCCUACGAUCUAGGCAUCAAUUUCUUCGACACGGCAGAAGGGUACGCCGACGGCAAAUCCGAAAUCGUCAUGGGCAACGUCAUCAAAAAGGCCGGGUGGAAGCGAAACGACCUCGUUAUCAGCACCAAGGUAAACUUCGGCCGCGCGCACGGCAAGAUCCCAGUAAACAACAUCGGCCUGUCCCGCAAGCACGUAAUCGAAGGGACGAAGGCCUCGCUGGCGCGCCUCCAACUCGACUACGUGGACAUCAUCUACGCGCACCGGCCGGACCGCCUAACCCCCAUGGAAGAAGUCGUGCGGGCGUUCAACUUCGUCAUCGAAAAAGGAUGGGCGUUCUACUGGGGGACGUCGGAGUGGUCCGCCGACGAGAUCAGCGAGGCAGCUGGGAUUGCGAAGCGGCUGGGGCUCAUCGGCCCGAUCGUCGAGCAGCCGCUGUAUAACAUGCUUGAUCGGGGGAAGGUCGAGGGGGAGUUUGCGCGGCUGUAUGAGCGUGUUGGACUGGGUCUCACAACGUUCAGUCCGCUUAAGGGUGGACGGCUGAGCGGGAAGUAUAAUGAUGCGCUGGAACGACCGCCGGCGGGGAGUCGGUUCGCGGAGAGUAACGAUGUUUACUCGAAGGGGAUACGUGAGAAGUGGGCGGCUGAGGAGGGGGUUAUUCAGCAGGUCAAGGGUGUUAAGGCCCUCGCCGACAAACUCAACGUGAAACAGUCCCACCUCGCUCUGGCAUGGUGCAUUAAGAAUGAGAACGUCAGCUCGAUCAUCACCGGCGCUUCGAAACCAGAGCAGAUCGUCGAUAACGUCGAGAGCCUCAAGGUCCUCCCUCUGCUUACGCCGGAGGUCAUGGCGCAGAUCGACGAGGCGCUGGGCAACAAGCCCGCCGUUGCGCCCGCUCGGUUCGGAUAG
Messenger RNA from Aspergillus mulundensis, 1035 nucleotides. Its product is annotated as VIC potassium ion channel, beta subunit. Lineage: Eukaryota; Fungi; Ascomycota; Eurotiomycetes; Eurotiales; Aspergillaceae. The transcript is spliced from 6 exons. The record is from RefSeq and is a predicted model, not a curated record. The coding region runs from base 1 to 1035 and encodes 344 amino acids.